Raphanus sativus (radish) is the source of this 2020-nucleotide messenger RNA. RefSeq names its product scarecrow-like protein 11. The record is from RefSeq and is a predicted model, not a curated record. Bases 142 to 1911 code for a protein of 589 amino acids. The transcript has a single exon. Lineage: Eukaryota; Viridiplantae; Streptophyta; Magnoliopsida; Brassicales; Brassicaceae. Gene Ontology annotation, biological process: regulation of DNA-templated transcription. Gene Ontology annotation, molecular function: DNA-binding transcription factor activity; sequence-specific DNA binding. Gene Ontology annotation, cellular component: nucleus.
AAAAAACAUAACCCCUCAAAUAUAAAGGAUCUCUCUCUCUCUCAAGUCAAGCUCUCAACUGUGUUCACAAGAACUUUCCCCACCGCUUUCCUCUCUUCGUUGAAAAGUCUUUUCUUCGCCUUUCAAACUCUUUUCUUCUUCAUGGACGCUAUCCUCCAAGUUUCUGUUGAUGGCUUCAGAUUCGAAAACGGAUCUGGAUCCGGAUCUUGCUGCAAACCAAGAAACAAUCUCGAGACUCAGAACCAGUCUUCACCACCGACAGAUUCUCCAUCUCCACCGUCGAUAUGUCAGGACAACGCUCCUGUUCUCAAGUACAUCAAUGACAUGUUGAUGGACGAAGAAGACUUCGUUGAGGACAAUUUAGCCUUGCAAGCUGCUGAGAGAUCCCUCCACGAGUUACUCCACCAACCAUCAUCAUCAUCUUCCGAGUCUGAUGAUCACAGCACAACAACAACAACAACGACUUUAACAGAUUCAGGAGAAUCUCAUAGAAAGUACCGCCAUCGAAACGACGACGGAGAUGAUGAUGUCGAGAACGGUAGGAGAAACAAACAACCUGCAAUCUUCGUCUCUGAGAUGGAAGAGCUAGCAGCAAAGCUCGAGCACGUGUUGUUGAUAUGCAAAUCGAACCAAGAAGACAACUCUUCUUCUUCAACAACAACAACAACAACAAACAGAGCGAAAGGCGGCUCCUCAUCAAACAAAUCCAAGACUCUUAAACAACCCAAAGCCGUUGUAGAUCUCCGUAGCCUCUUGACUCAAUGCGCACAAGCCGUAGCGAGCUUUGACCACAGAAGAGCCACGGAGAAACUCAAGGAGAUAAGAUCAAACUCUUCAAGCAGCGGAGACGGGAUCCAAAGACUAGCUUUCUACUUCGCAGAGGCUCUCGAAGCACGCAUCACAGGCAUCAUCUCACCCCCGCUCUGCACUGCCUUCCCUUCGAGCACGACCUCCAUGGUCGACAUCCUCAAGGCUUACAAGCUCUUCGUCCACGUCUGUCCCAUCUACGUAGCCGACUACUUCGCUGCAAACAAAUCAAUCUACGAGCUCGCCUUGAACUCAACUAAGCUACACAUCAUCGACUUUGGUGUCCUCUACGGCUUUCAAUGGCCUUGUCUGUUACUAGCCUUGUCUAAACGUCCCGGAGGACCACCGAUGCUACGUGUCACUGGAAUCGAGCUGCCUCAGUCUGGUUUCCGACCUUCGGACAGAGUUGAAGAGACUGGUCGGAGAUUAAAAAGGUUCUGCGACAUGUUCAACGUCCCGUUUGAGUUCAACUUCAUAGCCAAGAAAUGGGAAAGCAUCACUCUCGACGAGAUAACCAUCAAUCCAGGAGAGACAACAGUCGUUAACUGCAUCCACCGGUUACAGUACACUCCCGACGAGACGGUCUCGCUAGACUCACCGAGAGACACGGUUCUGAAGCUCUUCAGAGAUAUCAACCCUGACCUCUUCGUCUUCGCUGAGAUCAACGGAACCUACAACUCUCCUUUCUUCAUGACGAGGUUCAAAGAAGCGCUCUUCCAUUUCUCCUCCCUCUUCGACAUGUUCGACACCACGAUACAGGCCGAGGACGAGUACAAGAACAGGGCGCUGCUGGAGAGAGAGCUGCUGGUGAGAGACGCCAUGAGCGUGAUAUCCAGCGAAGGAGCUGAGCGGUUCGCGAGGCCUGAGACGUACAAGCAGUGGAGGGUUAGGAUACUGAGAGCAGGGUUUAAGCCGGCGUCGGUAAGCAGAGAGAUCUUGAAAGGUGCUAAAGAGAUUGUGAGGAAACGUUACCAUAAAGACUUCUUGAUAGAUAGUGAUGGUCACUGGAUGCUUCAGGGGUGGAAAGGAAGAGUUAUCUAUGCUUUUUCUUGCUGGAAACCUGCAGAGAAGUCAACGAGAGAUGAUCAUAUAAUCAUCGUUUGAAAAGUUUUUACUUCUUCUGCUCUCUAUUGCUUCAUUUUUUUUGUUUGCCAAUGGUAUUGUAGAAUCUGCUUGUUUACAAUGAAUGGAAUGCAUCUCAUCUUUCCUGCAA